AUGGUCGCCGUUGGCCAGAUACUGAAUGAAGUCUCUCACAUCGUGAUUCGCGCAGCCGCCGCCGAAGAUCCAUCGUCGACAGCCUCUCAAUCCGCUGCUGAGACGACAACCGAUAACAGCAAUGACAAGAAAGACAACGGCGGCGGGUCGAACUCGCCACUGCUUUUCUUUGUCGCUUUAGGUUUUGGUGUCGUCUUUACAAACUUAUGGAUUAUCGUUGGUGUUAAAUACUGCUUCCGAUACAAUGCUCGAAAUCGUCAAAUGCGAAUGAACGAGGACGGCGAGCCCAUGCCUCUCGAAAACAUGCCUCGACCUCAUCGCAGACGUCGUGAGAAGAAGCUGAUGACCAUGGACGAGGUCAACGACAAGUUCCCAAUGAUGAAGUACAAGGCCUGGGCUUCCGAUCGUGCAAAGGAGGGCCUUCCUACCAACGGCGGCGUUUCUGCACCACCCACUCGGCCUAACAGUAUUCGGGAGGCGGAUGGAAUCGUACCAGACUUUUCUGCAAAGGUUCGCGACUCGACUGAUGGACCACUGGCCGACAACGUACCCAAACCGAAUGCACAGCCAGAGACGACAAGUACCGGCAACACCACCGAGACAAAAGCGCCCGAGAUUUCCAUCGCGGCCGCAGCUGCCGAGGCCGAAAAGUCUAAGGAGGCACCCAAGACGACAACCGAUGGUCAAACUUCAAACGACCAGUCCGCAAACAACCCUCGACUUCAUCGAGUCUCUAGCGAGGAAACUGAUGACGACGAUGAUCACAUUGACGGCGCCCUACCUCCUGAAUGUCUCGAAAACCCCGGUGAUACAUGUGCUAUCUGCAUUGAUACACUUGAGGAUGAUGACGAUGUUCGCGGAUUGACUUGUGGACAUGCUUUCCACGCUGUCUGUGUCGAUCCCUGGCUGACCAGCCGACGAGCUUGCUGUCCACUCUGCAAGGCCGAUUAUUAUGUUCCCAAGCCUCGCCCAGCUCCUGAUGCCACCAACGAAGCCGGCGCGAACAACGGUUCCAGUUUUGAUCCUCGAAACAACCCAGUCUUUGGCAUGCCCGCUGCUCUCCGCUCUGCAUGGAUUAGAGGCUCUCGCAACGACAGGAAUGAAACACCGGCUCCCGCUAGUCGCCGACGCAGGACAGGCGAUGUUCCGGCUGGGCAGGAACCUGCUCAACAGACUGAACAGACUCAGCAAACAGCAGAAGUCACUCAAACAUCAAACGGUGGUGUUCUCUCCUCCAUGCGAGGCGCUCUACGAUUUGGUCGAAGGCGACAACCACAAGAGAGCCCCGAUGCGGUAACACCAUCACAACUUGAAGCGGCAAACCGUACACCAGCCGCCACAUAACAUGUGUAUCACAUUUUUCAUUCUUACAUAACGACACGAAUCUUUUUAGCGAUGGUUUUCUCUCAUUCCUUCCCGGCAACUGCAUUGCUGGACACAACCGUCUUGAAUCUUGACAUUAUAAAGGAAUUGAUUUUUGACGACACGGCAUUUGAUUUACACCGCAUGAUAUACACGUGGAGCGACAGUAGGUGUAUAACUGGGAGCGACUGAGGACGUAUAACGCUCGAUGAGCUAUAUAUACCCCUGAUGACGAUGGUGUUUGAGGUCGCGAUCGUGGGUCAUAUGAUAUGCCUAGCGAAGGCAAGGGCAGUGCACGCUGCUCAGAGUGAGGAUUUACUGGUACUCUUGGGGAUUGUCUAUUAUAAGACAAGUAUUGUAUUUGCAUUGGGCUAGAAAACAUGCCUUUCAGCUGGGAACGGAGCGGCGGAGUUUGCAUGGUUUUGGGACUUCCAUAGCUA
Molecule: messenger RNA, 1802 nt
Organism: Fusarium graminearum PH-1
Lineage: Eukaryota; Fungi; Ascomycota; Sordariomycetes; Hypocreales; Nectriaceae
Exons: 2
Coding region: 1-1344 (447 amino acids)
Biological process (GO): ubiquitin-dependent protein catabolic process
Cellular component (GO): cytoplasm
Molecular function (GO): ubiquitin protein ligase activity
Source: RefSeq, a predicted model, not a curated record